Messenger RNA from Phalaenopsis equestris, 1514 nucleotides. Its product is annotated as methionine--tRNA ligase, cytoplasmic. The transcript is spliced from 12 exons. The coding region runs from base 144 to 1403 and encodes 419 amino acids. The record is from RefSeq and is a predicted model, not a curated record. Gene Ontology annotation, molecular function: tRNA binding. Lineage: Eukaryota; Viridiplantae; Streptophyta; Magnoliopsida; Asparagales; Orchidaceae.
UUGUUAGAACGAACGAAUCAUUUGUCAGAAUCUAACACUGCGAAAAAAAACCGUAUCUUUGGCUGUUCCACUUUUAGGGCGACUCCGAGGCCAAAGGCUGUGACUCCGUAGGUUCCAUCCUCUUUCUGUGUGUGAAGCGAGGAAUGGCGUUGGACAUGGAGGCGACGAGCUUAGGAGAAUUCACUUCUAGAAGGAACAGGGCCAUCAUUUAUGCUCUUUGCAAGCGUCUCUCCCUCGAUCCGGAAAAAUUUUCUUGCAAGACUUCCGGGCCUUGUGACAUUACAAACCUGGUUUCAAACUUUUUCCAGUCAUCAGCAAAAGAUAUUUCUCUUACAAACAAUCAAGAUGAGGUCUUGAAGUGGGCAAACUUUGCUAGUAAUUUACCUGAUCAAAGGGAUGCUUACCAUACGGCUCUCAAAGAUUUAAAUGAAGAUUUAGCUCAGAAGUCUGUUCUUUUGGGAGGAUUAAAGCCUUCGGUGGCUGAUGUUAUUGUGUUUUCAGCUUUGCAUGAAUUUCUGAGUCAUAUUUCUAAUGAAGAAGUGCAAAAAUACCCAAACGUUAUCAGGUGGAUGGACUAUAUCCAGAACAAGGAAGAUUUGGGUGGAGCUUUUGAUAUGAUUUGUGUCAACAAACUCCCAUUUGGACAUUUUUGCUCUGUAGACACAUUAGAUGAGAACCAGAUUACAAAAAAAAUGGUUCAGACCACAAAAUGUGUGGAAAAAUCUGGAGGAAACACAAAUUUGAAGAAAGAUCUUCCAGAGGAAAAGGCAUCUGCUGGUGAUAAAGCCUUGGUUGAUUCAAAUAAGGUUAAUAAGGCCGCUGUUGUGAAAGCUGUUAUUGAACCAACUAAGAAAAGCACAGGGGAAAAGAAGAAGCCUACAGAAAAGGAAUCCUCUGAUAAGGAUACAGAAUUCUCUAUUGCUAUUCUUAAUCUACAGGUUGGUCUUAUACGCAAGGCAUGGAAGCAUCCGUCUGCUGACAGUUUGCUAGUUGAAGAGAUAGAUUUGGGAGAUGGUAACCAACGCCAAGUAGUUAGCGGCCUUGCCAAGUAUUAUAGUCCAGAUGACCUAAUUAACCGCCUUGUGGUUUUAAUUUCUAAUGUGAAGCCGGGAAAGCUGCGAGAUGUUAUGUCCUCUGGAUUGGUGCUUUGUGCUUCAAAUCAGGAAAAUUCAGCAGUGGAGCCCAUAAUUCCCCCAGAAGGUGCCAAAAUUGGGGAACGUGUUUCAUUUCCAGGGUUCGAGGGGAAACCAGAAGAUGUUCUAAACCCUAAGAAGAAACAAUUAGAAAAGAUUACACCGCAUCUAUACACUGAUGACAAGGGUGUGGCAACAUACAAAGGGAUCCCAUUCAUGACUUCUGCUGGGCCUUGCACGUCUUCCAUCACCAAUGCAACCAUCAAAUGAUCAUGACAUCUCAUUAAAACAGUUUUUCAUGGAGGUGAUGAUCUUUUCUAUAUUUGCAUUUUGUUGGAUUGUUAGGAUUGUAUUCGUAAAAAAAAAAAACAUAUUAAUUUU